AUGAUUUUCUCACGCAUCAUCUCGCUCGUCCUGCGAGUUUCACAGUUCGUAUUUGCAGCCAUCGUUCUUGGCCUGACAGCCUACUUUGUCUACAAGAUUGAAAACCCAGAUCGUGGACCGCGUGGUCGCCGCGACCGUCGUGACCGCUGGGAUGACGAUGACCGAUGGGACAGCGCCCGUUGGCGUGACCGUUGGGAUCCUGCCCGCUGGAGGGACGAUGAUGACCGGGACCCUCUUGGUCGAUUGAUCUUUGCCCUUGUGUGGUCGUCUCUUUCCAUCAUCUUUGCUGUUAUUUGGGCGAUUCCCACGACGUUUGCUAUGAAGGGAUUUAUUUCCGAUUUCAUCUUCACAGCAGGUUGGGCUGCCGUCUUCGGCCUCCUCGUCGACUGGUUCAACGACGCCAACUGUGGUAGCCCAUGGGCGUGGGGCGGUCUGUCACUCAGACGCGGCGACACCUGCGGCCAAUGGCGUGCUGCCCAGGCUUUUUCUUUCUUGUCAUUGAUCACCUGGUUUGCAACUGGCAUUCUCGGCAUUAUUAUGUUGCUCCGCCUGAGACGCCGCGCGGCAGCAGCGUAA
This is a messenger RNA of Bipolaris oryzae ATCC 44560, 576 nucleotides long. RefSeq lists its product as uncharacterized. Lineage: Eukaryota; Fungi; Ascomycota; Dothideomycetes; Pleosporales; Pleosporaceae. Bases 1 to 576 code for a protein of 191 amino acids. The transcript is spliced from 2 exons. Gene Ontology annotation, cellular component: membrane. The record is from RefSeq and is a predicted model, not a curated record.